This is a messenger RNA of Eriocheir sinensis (Chinese mitten crab), 7908 nucleotides long. RefSeq names its product colorectal mutant cancer protein-like. The record is from RefSeq and is a predicted model, not a curated record. The transcript is spliced from 15 exons. Gene Ontology annotation, molecular function: calcium ion binding. Lineage: Eukaryota; Metazoa; Arthropoda; Malacostraca; Decapoda; Varunidae. The coding region runs from base 695 to 3985 and encodes 1096 amino acids.
ACAGCAUCAGUCAGUCGCGUCGGUGUUGUGGUUGUGUGAGGGGUGCGUUCGCCCCGCUCCGCCUCCCGUCUCGCCUCAUCUUGCUCUCGCAGUAGAAAUACUGUCGUUUUACAUAUUCGAGACCAUGAAAAGCUGAAAAAAAAAUAGUGUUCUUAGAGGUGACUCACCUGUCGUUGCAUUUCUGUGUUCAUCUAAAAGUCAAAACUUAAGUGAAUUUUUGCUAUUAAGGAAAUAAAAACAACCCUAAUAGAAUACCUGGCGAAGGAUUUACAGGUGACGGCAGGUGGGAGCCGAGGGGCCGGGACGCAGAUGUGGGAUGAUACAUAGGCAGUGAGGCGCCGAGGGCCGGUGUCUGGCGCGGGUGGCGGACGCCAGAGCUCGCCAGAUGGUGCCCUGCGAGGCUCGAGUGGAGGACGCAGUGAGUAAACUUGUGGUGUAGACCGACGCCCCGACUAAUGCGUGGCCAUGGGUGACUCUGAGGCCGAGGCUGACACAGCACUGCUUAAGUGUUAAGUGAAGUGAUUGAAAGUAUAUAACUGCGAAACUAGUGUGUAGCAGAUAGUCAGUCUGUGAUGUGGGAAGACCUGCGAAUCAGGCAUCCUCAGCUGGGCCUGACAAGUGCGUGGAUCCAAACGGGCAGAGAGAACAAGUGUUGUGCCGGGAGAGGCAUCGAGGAUCCAAUGUGUGUUCUGACAUGUCCGGGUCGAGCGAGGAGAGCCGCGGGUCCUGUGCCUGCAGCUGUGACGGGGACUGUGGCCGAUCCCUCUCCCCAACAUCCUUUGGCCGCGGGGCAGAGUCUACUUCCGGGUGUCGCUCAUCCUCGGAUUACCUACCUUCCGACCCCGUCUCGGGCAGCCUGUCGCCGGGUGGUGACAAGUGUAUCGCUGGGCCACGUGGAAUGAGGCGGCCCAAUUGGGGUGGACCGCCGCCUCCGCUGCCAGAGAAACGAAAACCUCCUCUGGCCAUCACGAGCCACCUGAUGAGGGCCGAGGGGAAAGAAGCGCCCCCUGGCGGUGUCCGUCCACGAAUAACGACGCCUCCCGUCUGUCCGUCUUCGUCAGAAAGGAGCUGGUGGGAACACCAACAACUGUCCCCCGUGAGCUGCGCGUCUGGUUUCUGGGAGCCCCAGCGACAAAAGCCCCGAGGCAGCGAAGAACACAGGAGCUCAUCGUCGGGGUCAGACGAGUCGGAGGAGACACAGCGGAUGAAGGCCCUGUUCAUGGCCUGCGACUCUGACGGCGACGGCUUCAUCACCAGCGAUAACCUGGCGGGGAUGAUGGAGAUGCUGGGCCUGCAGUGCUCCGGCGACACGCUGGCCAGGGAACUCGGGGCGGACCGCAAGGGGCGCGUCUCCCUGAGGAACUUCCUGGCCCGUCGGAAACAGUUGUCGCAGGAGGUGAACGCCAUCCGGAGCGAAGGUGGAGGAAGCUGGACUCAGGAGUGGUCAGGUGGAUCGGACGGGACUGACCCUGAUCCGCAGUUCCCCGGCCCCUACCCCCCGGAGCUGCCCCCUAAGCUGGGAGGUCAGGGCAGGGGGCAGAGGGGGCAGCAGGUCACCAAGUCCAGCGGCCGCCAACUCACCAGCAGACAGGUUCUCGAGGCCACAAAUCAGCUACACCUGGCGGCGCUGGGGUCGCUGAAGGGGGAGAUCCUGGAGCUGUCGACGAGGCUGAAGGUGCUGACCCAGGAACGAGACUUGCUGAAGAACACCCUCACCGUGACUCAGCUGGAGAAGGUGAGGGUGGAGCGAGAGAGCGAAGAUCGUCUGGACUCCCAGGCGCAGCACUACGAGGAGCGCCUCACCGAGCUGCACUCCGUCAUCGCUGAACUCUCACGGAAGAUCGACCAGCAACGCAUCAACGUCAUCGCCGAGGAAGAGGCCGAGGUCGUGGCAGAAGAGUAUUCCCAGUCAGAGCUGUCCCACGACCAGCACGAUGCUACCGAUUCGACGAGCGAGGCUGUGGAGUCGGAGGAACAGAUGGAGGAGCCGCGAGACCACACGGCCACCGACGCGUCCACGUCCUGCGACAUUGACGACAGGGCUGUGGAGGCAGGAGAGGGCAUCGCGGAUCUGGAUGUUAGCGAGUGUCCUCGAGGCAGUGGAGACACCAGCAGCUGCAGAGGGUCCGGAGAUGACCACAGCCGUUCCCUCAGUGCCCUGGAGGAGGAAGUCAAAGCUCUGAGGGAGGAAAACAACAGCCUGCAGCACGCCCUGGCCCUGGCCCAGCACGCAGCCUCCACGCACCGCAACACUCUGGGAGCUGUCACGCAGGAGAGAGAUGCUCUCUGCAAAAAGCUGCGAGAGUACCAGAGGAUGCAGCCGGCGCUGCCCCCUCAAGCAAUGCAGGUCGCUGAUGCAGUGACGGUGCGGGGACUGCGAGGCGCCCCUCUGCAGGCCUUCACCAACGUGUCCGGCGGCUCGGGUCUGAGUGGCUCUGGGCCUGGCACGGCGUCUCCCUCCCCAUCUCCACAGCCUCCGGAGAGCCACACUCCCACCCAGGACGAGACGCCCAUAAUAUGCAGGCUGGCUGAACGUGUCAGGUUAAAAAGAGCUGAGAGUGGUGACCAGAGGAUCACCGGGUCGGAGCUCAGCAGCGUUGGGGUGUGGACCACCGCCGUGGCCGAGCAGCUGGUGGCGGGGGUGCAGGAGGAGAGCGACGCCCAGGAACUGUACCACGCUCUGGCUACUGCCGGCGGGGCCCUGGCUCCUCACGAGAGACUAAAAGAAUUUGAAGUGGAAAUAGAGAGACUUCAUGCAAGAAUAGACCAUUUAAAGGCUCAAAAUGAUGUCUUAGCAGUAACCCUCAACGAAUCGAAAUCACACUGUGAUCAUUUGAGUAUCUUGAUGGGAAAGUUUGAAUCAAACUCAGUAGCGCUGCAGCUUGCAGUGACAAACUUAGACCAGACGAUAGAAUCUUACGAGGUGUAUGUGGCCCUUCUUGAGAGUGAGAUUGGCCUGCUGUUAGCCAGUUGCAAGGCUGCGGGCGUAGGCGUGAAGGGCGUGGGCAGCGGCGGAGCGAACACCGGCUGGAGCAUCAGCGAGCAGGAGGACCUCGUAUCCCUUGUGAAGAGGGCCCAGGAGCAGCGGAGGUCAACAGAAAAUGUUGCUCGACACCUGCUGUCCCGCUUAGAAAGGUAUGGGGCCCAACCAACGGACACUGAGAAUUGGAAUGAGACUGGCACAAGCAAUAACACAAGCACCACGUCCUCCACGUCCAGCGGCGUGGACUCUGACGUGAGCCGAGGCGAGGAGCAGCGGCUGCGGGACACCAUCAACAGACUCAAGGAGGAGCGAGGCCACGUGUCAGCUUCCCUCCUUCCCCUGGAAUCCCUCCACAUUGAUCCUCUUACCAAGCAUUAUCCACUCAGUCUUCAAGAUGCUCACAAGCUUGACCUUGAGAAUGCAGUGUUGAUGCAAGAGCUCACUGCAAUGAGGGAAGACCGCGCUGAGCUGAGAGCACAGGUUUACCUCAUGGAGAGGGAGAAGGCUGGACUGGAGCUGAGGGUGGGCACCUGUGAGGCUCAGGCAGCGGCAUACUGUGCCACCAUAGACCACCUCAAGUCAGAGCUUGCACAACUUAGACCCAGUGGUACUCAGGAGAAGGAGGAUGGUGAUAGUGGUGUGGACUCCUCCUCCCCGGAGAUAAUGGAGGCCCUGCGGCGGGAGAGGCAGCUCAAGAGUCGCGUGCAAGACCUGGUCACCACGCUGGAGAAGGUCACCAAGAACUCAGAGGCCAGGCACAUGCAGUCACAGGAGUUCAUUAAUGACCUUAAGAAAGCUAAUGGGGCACUUCUCACUGCUGUGGACCGACUGAAGAAGAAGUAUGCCCUCAAGGUGAAGAGGAUGGAGCAGCAGAUGAUGGGCAUGGUGGACAGACAUGCUCACCAGGUUCGUGUCUUGAAGCAGAAGAUUGCCGUGUACGAGGGAGACACCUGCCCGAGGCAAACACAGAUGAUCUCCACCGCUAGCGAGACAUCCCUUUAAGGACACUGAAGUGAUAAUUAUGCAUUUAUUUAAGGCCUUUUACUCUCAUACUAUCUUAUAUUAAUAUUAUCCAUCCAGUAGGUCACUCUGCAGCUUUAUAUCAUAAAUCAUUAAUAUUUGGUCAUAAUGUUGACCAGCCAUAUUGUGUACAAACUGAAGUACAUCUGUAUGAAAUGAAACAUGUAAAGUGAUGUAAAAACCAGGAUCUACACACACAUUAUUCUGUGCCACAUGCUUCAACACAGUGUCAGGAAACACAAUUUAACACUUUUGGGUAUUUCAUUGUGAAUACUAUAUUAAACCAAAAUAUUUGUCGACAGAUUGCAUACACAAAUUCCAAUGUAAUGAGAAGGACUGACAUUCAUAUUUGGUCAUAUAAUCAACCAUGAUGAAUUGAUGAUGGUAAAUGGGUAUGGGAAAGCCUCGCCCACCCACUGUGUGACGACAUCUGAGAUGAUACAGCAUGUUCCUCAGGAAAAGUACAUCAGGGAAAAUCUUGAAGUAUAUUAUUGAACUAUUAUAUAAAUGACUGUGUUGCUGAAAGAAUGGACAAUGUAUCUACACAAUGCUUAGAGAAUGACUAGAAGUGGUUAAAAAAUGUAUGCAGAAGUAAUAGGUGAGAAGAUUUUGGGUCUUAUUUCAGUAAAAUAAUGCAUUUAAUGCAUUAUCACUAUUAUGCAAUACUGUUUAGUUUAGAUGGAAAUGAGUUUGGUACAUGAGUGUGUUGGUGGCUGGUGCCUGAGAAGCAUAGACAAUAUUGUGUUUAAAGAGCAAAGUAUCCUGUGAAUAUCAUAAUAUAAUACUGAAAAUUGUUGCAAUGCAAGAGAUGUUCAUAUAAGCAAAUAGCUAGUUAAAAGUUUUAAGGAAUAUGAUAAGUUUCCAAAAGUGUGAAUCUUCAUGCAGACUUGACAGUUUUCAUGAAUUGUUCAUGAGUGCCAAACUAGUCCAAAAGCACUGAAGUAUAUAUAUAUGUAUAAAGUACAAAGGUUUUGCAGGCCAUAGUAGCUACCAGAUCUGAUUUUGUACCUAUAGUUACAUAGCCUAAAGAUUAUCGUCCUGGGUGUUCUUAACAUUUAGGGUCUCAUGCAUUUUAUUUUUUGUCCUAAAUAUGCAUGGUGACAUUUUUUAUCAAGGGUAUUCAUUUGUAUAUUUCUUUACUCUUAGAUUUCCAGUGAAUUUAGAGUCACAUUUUGUUGUCGAGUCUUCAUCCUGUCUUAGUUCAUUGUGCAAAAUAAUUAUUAUGUGACAGUUUAGGAAGAAAAGGAUGAAGGUUGAUUUUGGUAAUUUUUGUUGAAUUACAGUUUCCUUCAGAAUGCAUUGUUCUGGUUUCAUUGCAAUAUUCAGUUUGAGUUUAAGCAACAGUGGCUGUUUAGGUUCCUUGACAUGUACAUAUAGUAUGCAACAUAAAUUUUUGCAAAUCAAAAUGCCUUUGUUCAGAUGUGUUGAAAUAGUAUUAAGACAAAUUAUGGUCAAAGUGUAUAAUUUAAAAAAGUUAAUGAAAUACAAACACAUAAAUGUAUAAAGUAGUGUUCUAUAUUUGUUUCUAUUACAAAAAAAUAUGCAGACUUCCAGUUUCUUCCCAAGAGCCCAGAAUGUCGUAAACUCAUCAUGGUUGAAAUAAUAGUCAACUUCACAAAGAAAUCAUGCAAUAUGUAAUUUACAUAUUCAGAUAUGGAGUAAGGAAUUGACUUGUAAAGAACCACAUACUGAGAUUUAUAGCAAUAUAUUUUCAUCUGUGGUAACAAUGAGACUGUGUAAAUAUAUGUGUUGUUUAUUUACUUGAAGUAUGUGAGCAGUAUGUGGUAAAUGCUUAGCUAUGUAAAAUACUGAGAACUUUCUAAUAAAAAUAACUUAAUUUCCAAACAUAAAAGUUUGCCUGUUGAGGAGACAUGCUGCAUAUUAAAUAUUAUAUUUGUAGCAACUGCUAUCUUCAUAUUGCAUCAUCAUCCUUGACUUUUAGUCAUUCUCCAAAAAUCAGUGAUCUUAUUUUAUACUUUUCCAUUUAUUACUUCAGUAAUGAAAAACUUGUCGCAUAUUGCUAUUUACAUUGUUAAAAACUGAAAUAGUGUAUAUAUUUAAGAUUUUACAAUCUAUUCAGAGCCAGUCAUCUGCUUUAUAGAAAUACACACAUUGUACUGCUUCAGCAACUUAUCAAAGGCCACUGCAACCUUGGUGAUGUUAGGGUCAGCCUGCCUCUGGGCAUCCUCACUGCAACAACUGCAUUGAUGAUGGCUGCUAAUGCAGUGACAAGUACUUGCUGGUGUGGGUAUAUACACUAAGCAAUCUUCCACACAAAGGUUAUCUUAUGAUCAUAUGUAUUUUUUUUUUAAUGUGACAAAGGAUAAUACCAUAGCUACUUCUAACAAUUACCGCUGCAGGAACUGUUACUCUAACUGCUGCACCUGCUUCCACUUAGUGGUAGUUUGGGUUGAGGUAUAGCAGAGGUAAUCAGAGGUUUCAUUUGGGAUGGGAACUGAUAAAUCGCUGGUAAACCUCACUGCAUCUGUGAUAUCACCUGUGGAAAAACAGAACUUGCAACACUUACACUAACCAGCCAGACAGGAGCCUCUCUGCUGUGACCCUAACCUUAAUGUUCUUUGUCAUGAAGUGAUACAGUAUAACUGUGUAUGUUAUUAUAUAUAUACCUUACUAUGCAUAUAUACAUGCACUUCCUGUUCAACAAUGUUCAUGUCAAACUUGUAUAAUGCCCUGCUUCAGCCUUAAAUGUGUCCACAACCAGGGGUAACCACAACAUUAACAAGCCAUUGUGAAACCUGUAGUGAAAUGUGUUAAGGUUCUUACAGUUGACUAAUUUGUCACCCAGAAAGUCAUGAUAAUUGUUAAGAUCUGUACUAAUUCAUUUGUAGAAACAAAAGAUUGUCAACUACUCUUUUUGCAAAGUAGUUGCAUGAAGUGUCAUUAUUUUCUUUCUGGCCUACUCACAAGCAAAUAAAAUCAGACCUGCCCACUGAUGCCAGUCUGUUGUGGCAGAGCUGAAGGUAUGUGGCUGAUAUUAGUGAUACGCUUCUUAUAAGUUAUUGUUAGACAGUGAAUAGCAUUGAACAAGACCCAGGCUGUGGCCAACAUGUACAUAGCUUCUGGGUGUUGAACAGAUAUAAGCGGGUGUUGAAGAGAUAUAAGCCCACUGGGAAAAUAAUGUGAAUAAUCAUUGUCUAAACAGCUAGGGUGAGACCUUGAGGGUGUCUGUGUAGGACAUGGGUGAUGAACUGGUGAGAUGCAAGCCUCCUAGGGGAAAAAAAAGAUAAAUUUUCUGAGCAGCUAUUUGCUGAUCAGCUUUUUCAGUUAGGGUUGGUAUUUUUAGAAUACCACCAGGAUUUUUAUGUAUUUAGCUGCCUAUGGUUACCUGCCUGCCCUUCUGUGUGGUAGACAGGUUCAUGAUGUUAUUGGUGAGGAUAGUGAUGAUAGGGGCACAGGCUAGUGAUUACAACUGUGUGUACAUCCAUAUGCACCAAAUUCUAUGUUGUAUGUUCACCGGUUUUUCAAAGGAAAUAGGAAGAUGGCAAUAAACUGAAGUCUAAUUUUGCAUCAAGUGGUGUACUGAAGGAAAUAUUGGGCUAUUGAACAAAAAUAGAAAGCUGACAAAGGUGGAUUCAGCAAAAAGGUGGGGGAUGGAUGUCCUGAGUAACUUAUGUACUCAGUUGGCCUGAAAGAGAAUUAAUAUGAGGUCAGUGAUGCCUCGUGGUGUUGAGGGCCAGUUGUCAGCCAGUAGGUGUCUUGUCUGGCCCGCAGAGGUCUGGCCGGUUAACAUUCAGGUGAUACAGAAGGCAUCUUUCUGUAUGCAAUUUCGACUUAGUUUGUACAUGAAUUACAGUCUAUGGAAUUACUAUGUAUGGGAAAAUAGACUAAAUUUGUAUUAAAUAUUGUAUAAAAUAAAAAAAAUAAUAAAAGGGUAUUGUGGAAAA